Molecule: messenger RNA, 774 nt
Organism: Penicillium verrucosum
Lineage: Eukaryota; Fungi; Ascomycota; Eurotiomycetes; Eurotiales; Aspergillaceae
Product: putative translocon-associated protein, alpha subunit
Exons: 3
Coding region: 1-774 (257 amino acids)
Cellular component (GO): endoplasmic reticulum membrane; endoplasmic reticulum
Source: RefSeq, a predicted model, not a curated record
AUGACUCGCUUUGGUUUCCUCUCUUUGGCUCUACUGUCUCUCCAGGCCUUUGUUGGCACCGGCUUUGCUGCUGAUGCUGAGAACACUGAAGCAGAUGUUCCCGCUCUGGCUGUCUCAGCCCAGGCUUCUUUCCCUGCUUCCGAGAUCUUCGGUAUCAAGCUUGUCAACGGUCACCCUACCCAGGCGCUGAUCGCCAUCUCCAACGAUGAGCCGAACCCUAUCACGGUGAACUUCGUCGGCGGUAGCCUUCGGAACCCCGAUGACGAGGCCCAAAUUGUCCGCAACUUGACGGCUACUCGUUAUGCUCUCGAGGUUCCCGCUGGCGAGAAGGAGACAAUCAGCUAUAGCUUCGCUACCGAGAUGCACCCCCAGGAUCUCCGGUUGACUCUUUCCGCCAUUAUUUCGGACAGCGAGGGCCGCUUGGUUCCUGUCGUUGCCCACAAUGGCACCGUUAGCAUCGUGGAGGCGGAUACCAGCAUCUUCGACCCCCAGAUCAUCUUCCUCUACUUCUUCCUGCUGGCCUGUGUCUCUGGCACCGGCUACUUCUUCUACACCGUUUGGGUCGCUCCCUACUUCCCCCAGAAGCGCAAGUCCGGAAAGACCAGCGAGAAGCGCACCCAGUCCAAGCGCGUUGAGACCCCAGUUGCCGAGGAGACUUCCACCGGCGCUGCGGUUUCUUCUACCAGUGCCUACAACGCUGAUUGGAUUCCCUCUCACCACAUCAACCGCCCUGAGGCCCGCAAGGUCAAAGGCCGCUCUAAGGCCCGUGCGUAA